UAAACGAACACAUCGUGGCAUUCCCGACGGCUCCCAUUCCCUUCCACCACCAGAUCGGGAUCGGAUCUCGACCUCAAUCCGUCCUCGUCUUCGGCAUGGGGAAGAAGGCAGUCUUGAUCGGGUGCAACUACCCGGGCACCAAGGCCGAGCUGCGCGGUUGCAUCAACGACGUCAAGCGCAUGCGCCUCUGCUUAGUGGAGCGCUUCGGGUUCGCCGAGGACGACAUCACCGUCCUCAUCGACACAGAUGACUCCUACACCAUGCCUACCGGAGCCAACAUCCGCCGCGCCCUAGCUAGCCUCGUCGCCGACGCCCAGCCAGGGGACAUCCUCUUCGUGCACUACAGCGGCCACGGCACCCGCGUCCCAGCCGAGACCGGAGACGAUGACGAUACGGGCUACGACGAGUGCAUCGUGCCCUGCGACAUGAACCUCAUCACUGAUGACGAUUUCAGAGAUUUUGUGAACAAGAUUCCGGUGGGGUGCAAGAUCACGAUUGUUUCUGAUUCUUGCCACAGUGGGGGCCUCAUCGAUGAAACCAAAGAGCAAAUUGGCGAUAGCACCAAGCAGGACGAGGACAGUUCUGAUUCUAACUUCAGCUUCAGAUCCUUCUUGAAACAAACAGUUCAAGAUGCAUUCAAAGGCCACCACCAUGCCGAUGAUGAUACUGACCGAGGGUAUGAUGCAAAUGAUUACAUCAAGAGUCGGUCGCUGCCUCUUUCCACAUUGAUCGACAUGUUGAAGCAAAAGACUGGGAAGGAAGACAUUGAUGUUGGGAAAAUCAGGCCAACCUUGUUUGAUGUAUUUGGUGAUGAUGCGAGCCCAAAGGUGAAGAAGUUCAUGAAUGUCAUCAUGAGCAAACUGCAGCAAAAUAGUGGAGAAGGUGGGUUCAUGAGCAUGGUUGGUAACCUGGCACAGGACUUUCUGAAGCAUAAACUAGACGAGAAUGACGAAGGGUACAUGAAGCCAGCACUAGAAACCAAAGUGGAAAACAAACAGGAAGUCUAUGCCGGAGCCAAGCGGGAUAAGCACCUGGACAAUGGCAUUCUGAUCAGCGGCUGCCAGACCAAUCAAACAUCUGCCGACGCCACACCACCUGGUAGUGUAGAUGGAUCGUAUGGAGCCCUCAGCAAUGCAAUUCAGACCAUUCUGAAGGAGACAGGAGGUAAUAUUUCAAACCAGCAGCUGGUGAUGAAGGCAAGGACUUUGCUAUCCAGGCAAGGGUUUGCGCAGCAGCCUGGUCUCUACUGCAGUGACAAUCAUGUCGAUGAUCCUUUCGUCUGCUGAGAAGAGAUGUUGAAUUGAAGGGUGGUUGCUAUUGUGUUUGUGAUUUUGGCAUGAUCUAAAUAAGUUGCUAAAAAUGUUGAAGUGUUGCUGUUGUGUUUGUGGUUUUGGCAUAAUUCAAAUAAGUUUGUAAAAUGUUGUACUUAGAAUCUCUUUUCAGUGUGUGAAUUGUGAAACAUGGAAGAUUGCUAAGAAAGUUUAUACUCAUAAAUAAAGUGAUUAUAGGUGAGUUAUCGAUA
This is a messenger RNA of Zingiber officinale, 1522 nucleotides long. Its product is annotated as metacaspase-5-like. Gene Ontology annotation, molecular function: cysteine-type endopeptidase activity. The transcript has 2 exons. The record is from RefSeq and is a predicted model, not a curated record. Bases 96 to 1286 code for a protein of 396 amino acids. Gene Ontology annotation, biological process: proteolysis. Lineage: Eukaryota; Viridiplantae; Streptophyta; Magnoliopsida; Zingiberales; Zingiberaceae.